This is a messenger RNA of Papilio machaon (common yellow swallowtail), 814 nucleotides long. RefSeq lists its product as uncharacterized. The transcript has a single exon. Gene Ontology annotation, molecular function: DNA binding. The coding region runs from base 81 to 773 and encodes 230 amino acids. The record is from RefSeq and is a predicted model, not a curated record. NCBI's taxonomy places the organism in Eukaryota, Metazoa, Arthropoda, Insecta, Lepidoptera, Papilionidae.
CAUAUAUCUGCAAGUAAAUUUAAUUAUAUUUUUCAGCUAAAUCGAUCGUAAAGAAGUGGACUAAUAUUAGAGACAGCUGGAUGAGGAGUAUUAAUGAGAAAAAGAAAUCAAAAAAAUCAGGAUCGUCUGCGACAUGUCCGAGAGCCUACGUUUAUCAUCGUCAAAUGUUGUUCUUAAAAAAAAUUGUGUCGCCAGCUGACACACAUGAUAGUGCAACUAUUGUUACACCAAACCCAGCAGACGAUAGUACAGCCGCUACAGUUACAUCAGAUGUUACCCAUGACAGUGCGAUGGCUCUGGACAAUUUAUUCGGUGAAGAUGUCGCAAAUAAUCAAGAUGCUACAGAUGAAAGUCAACAAGAAAGUAAUAAUGAAAAUUUAGUAGGUGGUUCGAAAAGAAAAAAAAGCAGACCAUCGAGGCAGAAUUUAAACGUGUUUGAUAAGAAAAUGAGUGAGUUUAUAGAUUAUCAAAUGGAAUGCAAGAAGAAAGAAGAAAUGAAAGAAGACCGUAAUUUGUUUUUCUUUAAAAGUCUACUUCCAUCAUUGGCAACGCUAAACGAUAAUCAAACAUUAGAAUUUCAAUCAGGCGUCUUAAAUUUAUUGCAAAAUAUAAAGAACCGAAAUGAAUGGUCUCCUGCACACUCAUCAACAUACAACUAUCAACCAAAUGUGGCACAAUCACAAGGCUAUUUUACAUCGCAGUACCAAGCAUCACCAGAGUCUCAAAGUAUUCAAUCGAAUGCUUCUGAUUUACCAGACUUUCAUAAUAUGUAGUUGGGAAACUUCAAACUGUGUACCUACCAAGCGAUUGUCUA